UAGGUCCCUGGUGUGACGGGUGUCUGAUUAAUUUACUGGGAGGCUUUUACAGGACAGGCAGGAAUGCAGGCCUCACCUACAUCCAAAGUGUCAUGCUUGCUGUUGCUAUGGUGCGCUGUUUUGACUGCAGCCUUCCUGGGAAUGGCUUUCUUUGUUGUAACAGGGCAACACUGUGACAAAAACAAAGAGGUAGACAAAGAUGCUAAUCCAACUAAAGUUAAAGCAAGUGGACAGAUGGGGCAACAAUACAACAGCACUUCUACUGCAGCGCCUCCUACAGUCACCAGUAAGAUCUUACUCCCCAAUAUCGAUGAUCGCCGCAGACAAACGCCUCUCAUUCACUUGACCAGAACAAAAGAAGGCUGGAAAAACUCCCAGAGCACAAGAAGGAUCUCUCUGAAAUCCAAUGUCAUCGUGAUAGAAGAAGAUGGAUAUUACUAUGUCUAUUCACAAGCCACUUUCCUGGUGAAAAGAACAGGUGUACAGCUAGGCAUGACCCUCUUCAAAAACAGCCCCAGCUACCAGAAAAACAAAACCAUCUGCGAAUCCAUGGACUCUCCUCAUUGGGUGAAGAAGCCCCUAUCCCGGACACUGUCCCAGGGCACAGUGGUGAAGCUGGAGAAAGACGAUGAGCUCAAACUUGCUGUUCAGCCAGAAGAGGACCUCGAUCUCGACUCCAUGUUCUUCGGAGCCUUCAAGAUUUCAGAAUGAUUGCUGAUUUUACACAAAUUAAGCAAUCAAAAUGUCCAUUUCUACUUGGCUGUCUACUUUAUUAGAACCUGCACCUAAUAUGAGGGUCACGGUUUGCCCUGAUCACAGUCUUGACAUGGCAUAGACCACAAGGUGUUGGAAGGUGCCUCAUUCAGUCAUGUGUAUUUUACACAUUUGGCGAGACAGGCAGAGAUUGAUGAUAGUGAAUUGUCUUGAACCCGUUGCUGCUUAGCUGCUUAGCGCAUCGGCUUUCUGAGAUCUGAGCAGAUCACAAUCCAAGAAGUAGUACUGACCAGACCUGGUUUGUGUUGAGCGGUUUUCUUUAGAUGAUCAGCAAUGUAGUAUGGAAUUGUACCAUCAAUGACAUGUACAGCUAUGGCCAAAGGUUUUGCAUCACCCUAUAAUAUGAACUAAUUUUGCUUCAUAAAGCCGAAACCUGUUGAAUAAUGUUAUGUUAACAUAUUGAAUCACAUACCACUCUGUAGCUUUACAAGACUGACAAAAAUUAUGUCGGUAGACUUUUGCGAUAUCAUUAUAUAU
Molecule: messenger RNA, 1251 nt
Organism: Polyodon spathula (Mississippi paddlefish)
Lineage: Eukaryota; Metazoa; Chordata; Actinopteri; Acipenseriformes; Polyodontidae
Product: tumor necrosis factor ligand superfamily member 10-like
Exons: 6
Coding region: 64-711 (215 amino acids)
Biological process (GO): immune response
Cellular component (GO): membrane
Molecular function (GO): tumor necrosis factor receptor binding
Source: RefSeq, a predicted model, not a curated record